This is a messenger RNA of Aplosporella prunicola CBS 121167, 771 nucleotides long. RefSeq lists its product as uncharacterized. The record is from RefSeq and is a predicted model, not a curated record. Gene Ontology annotation, molecular function: protein binding. The transcript has 3 exons. NCBI's taxonomy places the organism in Eukaryota, Fungi, Ascomycota, Dothideomycetes, Botryosphaeriales, Aplosporellaceae. Bases 1 to 771 code for a protein of 256 amino acids.
AUGUUCGGAAGCAGAAGGCGAGCCGAGUCCGUCUCCUCCAAGAGCCGCGUCGCCAAGGACCCUCCCAAGCGGAAGAUGUCCAUCAGUCGCACUCCCCGCCAGGAUACCACCUCCCGAUCCAGCACCCAGAGCCCCAUGACCUCGGCCAUCAUCACCAUCGCCGUCGGCCGCGAGCAGCGCCUGUUCGCCGCACACGAGGACGUCCUCUGCCACUCGCCCUUCUUCUCUGCCCUCUGCCGCGGUCAAUUCUUCGAGCCCACCUCCAGGCGCAUCGAUCUGCCCGAGGAGGAGCCCGAAAUCUUCUCGUCCAUCCUCGAGUACCUCUACAAGGGCGACUACUACCCCAAGCUGGAGCACGACCGCAAGCGCAACACUUGGACCCUGGAGGACUCGAACAAGGGCCGCGGCGCUGCCGAGUCGACUGUCUUCAUCAAUGGCUGCGGCGUGCCCAUCCUCAAGGACACUGUUAUCUACUGCAUCGCCGAAAAGUACGGCCUCGACGAGCUCAAGCGCCUCGCUCUCCGCAAGCAGGGCCUGCAGUCUGGCAUUCAAUGCUCGACGAUCCUGACGUCGGCGCGCUACGCAUACGCCAACACCCCCGACACCGACUCCAAGCUGCGCGCGCACUACCUCGCGCUGAUCAUCCGCUCGCGCCACACGUUCAAGCGCAGCGGCACCAUGCAAAACGAGAUGGAGGCUGGCGGCAAGCUGUUCUUCGACCUGUUCGUCGCCAUGGUUAACCACAUGGUAAGUUGUUGUCGUCUACCCUAA